Molecule: messenger RNA, 2939 nt
Organism: Acipenser ruthenus (sterlet)
Lineage: Eukaryota; Metazoa; Chordata; Actinopteri; Acipenseriformes; Acipenseridae
Product: inhibin beta B chain
Exons: 2
Coding region: 949-2070 (373 amino acids)
Biological process (GO): BMP signaling pathway; SMAD protein signal transduction
Cellular component (GO): extracellular region
Molecular function (GO): cytokine activity; hormone activity; growth factor activity
Source: RefSeq, a predicted model, not a curated record
AAGUUAAACCCACUGUAAUGCUGUGUAAAGAAGUACGAAUAUGAAACGAACAGAACACGUAAAGUGCUGUACAUAUUAGUAUACGAACGAAUUCCGUUUCAUCAAGAGAGACGUUUAUAUCUCUGCUUUGUUUAUGCAGACAAGGUGCAUGCAUUUACAUGCUUAUACCAUGUAUGUACGAACCCGUACUGUGGGUUUACCAGUUUUUUUUAUGUUUUGCAAGGUUUAUCUGUGAUUUAUCAUUUCAUAGUUUUCGUUAACUGUGUUUUACUACACUUUGCUGUGCCAACUAUUAUUUUACAUUAUCUGAUAAGACAAUUUGAAUUCUAGUAUGUCUCUUGGCCAUAUUUAAUUUCGUUAUUAAAAUGAUAAAAGCCAUAUGUUGGAGCGACUCAUCUCACCUGCAUUCCCUGCGCCCUCCCCUCGCUCGCGCACUUUGCCUUUACAGUACUGUUGCACCAGCAGCAACUGGUAGUGUUCUCGAGCUGCUGAAUACACAUUGCAUCAUUCUUACAAAUACAAUCUGCCUGUCUGGACUGACUGCCAGUCAUACAUUCCAAAGUCAAACAUUUGGAAAGAGGGAGAAAAAAAGUACUUUUGUACUUCGGAUUCCAGCAUGUAACUUUAUCUAUUGUGACGCUGCACAACACACAUCCUCCCAGUGCUGGUGCUGUACGUGUAUAGUGUAGUGUAGGAAUAGAGGUUUGGUCUGUGCAAUGUGAUGCAUCGGAGCCAUUAAGAUACUUAUUGUUGCCUUCAACGUGUGCAAGCAGAGCCGGAGUUGUAAUCACGCUGGCAGUGACAGGUCUUGACUUGCAAAUAGACAACCACAGCCUGAACACUCAAGACAUCUGAAUUUGAAACUUAGCCUGGUGGUGAUUUGUUUUGGAUUGGGUCACUUUUACGCACAGCGCACAUACUGAGCAUUCGUGUGUAUCCGACUUCAAGAUGGGCAGCAGUGACGUUCAGUCCGGGGUCAGGUGUGUUUCUCUUAUGCUGGUUGUGCUGGUGGCAGCUACGUUGUCUCAGACACCUGGAGACGCCGGAUGCCUGACUUGUGGCAUGCCCGCCUUGGAGAAGGGCACCGAGGAACAGCUGCUGAUAGAAAUCGCCAAGCUGCAGAUUCUCAGCAAACUUCAUCUAAAGGAGAGACCCAACAUCACCCACCCGGUGCCCAGAGCCGUCCUCCUCACCGCGCUCAGGAAGCUGCACGCCGGCAGGGUGAGGCAGGAUGGCACCUUGGAAUUGAACAGCAACCUGGAAAGACAAAACGCCAGGGCGAAAGACCAGGGAUACGAAAUCGUUAGUUUUGCUGACACCGAUCAUAGAGACGCAGCCAAAUCCGGAUUGACCUUUCAGUUCUCCAAAGAAAGAGGGAUGAACUUUCAGAUCCUCCAGUCCACCCUGUGGCUCUACUUCAAGUCUAGUUCUGAAGCCCCCAAGGAAAGAGUCACAGCCAAGGUCUUCCUGGCCGGCCCACACCAAUCAAACCGGACAUUGCUGAGCCAGAAGCAGUUUGACGUGAAAUGGGGCAGCUGGCAAACUUUCCCCAUCACCCGGGGAGUCCAGAACAUCUUCGACAGAGGCGACAAGCAGGUGAAACUGGUCCUGGAGUGUGAAGGAUGCCAGGACUUGGCCGUCCUGGGCAGCCUAGGCAAUGCCUCCCACCAGCCUUUUCUGGUAGCCCAGGUGCGAGUCAGAGAAGAGCAUUCCAUCCACAAGAGGUCCCUGGAUUGUGACACCAACAUCAGCUUGUGCUGCAAGAAGGACAUCUACGUGAGUUUCCGGGAUAUCGGCUGGCAGGACUGGAUCAUUGCCCCUGAUGGUUAUCACAUGAACUACUGCAUGGGGCUGUGCAGAGAGCACUUUGCAGGGGCCCCGGGCAUCGCUGCCUCCUUCCACGCAGCCGUCUUCAACCAGCUCAAAGCCAACGGCAUCCACUCUGCCGUCAGCUCCUGCUGCGUGCCCACCCAGCGGCGCCCUCUCUCAAUGCUGUACUUCGAUGCCUCCCACAAUAUCGUCAAGACCGACAUUCCGGAUAUGAUCGUGGAAGCUUGCGGAUGUACAUAAGUUCUUCUGUAUAUGGCUUUGCGGCUCCUGGAACAUUUGGUGUGGACAACCACGGAGGUUUUUGAAGAUCUACUAAAUCAGCCAAAGGCUGGCCGCCAUUUUGUCUAGCCAAACUUAUGAACCAUUGGGCAUAUCCAAUUUAGUCCAUUGUGGCACCUGGUGUGGCAGAAAAAAUGAUUCGCUAAAUCUGUGAUCUAUGUGUGCUAAAGGAUUCUUGAAGAAGAAAUGGCUUGAUUUAGAGGGCAGAUUUUGUACUGCCCCAAUUCACUCUAAUACAGUUCAAUGACAUGAGCCAAUGCCAAUGUGCCAAUUACCUAAGAGCCUUGAAGGGUCUUUGCUGACACUAUACCACCUCCAAGGAAGGCAAUAAAACAGAUUAGCAGUUUAUUAAGAACAUUUGUUAACGGCUAUGGGGAGAGGAAAUAUAACAAUCAUUAAACCUAAAAGGAAGGUUUAACUGCAGCAAACAUUACAUUUUAAGCACAAGUAUGUAUGUCCACAAAGUAGAAGAAUAAAUCAAAUGUAUUACAAUUUUCUUUGCAGGUAUAUUGAUUAUUUAUGAAUUUGAACAUUCUGUACUCAGGCAAUAUGAGACGCAGCUGUGAGAAGCACGAACUCAAAGAGGUAUUACAAAACGACAUGUGCAAACAUUUGGCCUCAGCAAAUGUGAAUGUCCUUGAUGAUGACAGUCAAUGGGCAAUUGGUAGGAGCAUGUCUUUAUCUGGAUUUUAGGACAGUUUGAUGUGGCGUCAAUCUUUAAUUCUGAGACCACAGCUGCUGUACAUGUGUACAGAAUGUUUGUAGGUGAUGCAAUAUUUUUGGUCAGAGCUGUAUAUAUAUAUAUAUAUAUAUAUAUAUAUAUAUAUAUA